Messenger RNA from Nerophis lumbriciformis (worm pipefish), 741 nucleotides. The record is from RefSeq and is a predicted model, not a curated record. NCBI's taxonomy places the organism in Eukaryota, Metazoa, Chordata, Actinopteri, Syngnathiformes, Syngnathidae.
AUGGACGGUUCAGUAAGUGUUAUUACCAAUCCCUCUGUUAAUGUGCGCCUUACAACCACCAUAUCGUCCUUUGAAGUGAAGCGACGGUUCGACAGAGGGAUUUCCAUUGCAGAACUGAAGGGCAAACUGGAAAUGGUGGUGGGUGCUCCCGCCUCGAGCAUGGACCUAGAAUUGUUCAGCACGUCAGACACGUUAUUGCAAAAGUUGGACAACGAUAACGCUUUGCUGGGCUCCUAUCCUGUUGAUGAUGACUGCAGAAUACAUGUUAUCGAUCGAAGUGGGGGCCAGUUGGGAGAAUUUACCGACGUCACCAAAGUGGAAAAGUAUGUCAUGGCGGACGAGGAUUAUGAAAAACUAACAGAUUCGGCAAGAUCCUUCAUGAAAAAGCAGUCAUUCGGUCGUUACAAUGAGGAGGAUAUGGCCAGAAAGAAAGCUGAAAGCAUCGCUCGGGAGGAGGAGCAUCGGGUGGCGGCGGAAGCUAUUUCCGUGGGCAGCCGUUGCCAAGUGCGCGUACCUGGGCAGCCAGUUAAAGUUGGGACCGUCAUGUUUGUUGGAACAACAGAUUUCAAGUCAGGCUAUUGGGUGGGAGUUAAAUAUGAUGAACCACUGGGGAAAAACGAUGGCAGCUGCGAGGGCAAGCGCUACUUUGAGUGCGGGAAGAACUAUGGUGCGUUUGUAAGGCCAUUAAGCGUGACUGUAGGAGACUUCCCAGAGGAGGAUUAUGGUUUAGAUGAAAUGUAG